AUGGGUAUAUCGUUGAAGAUCCCUUUUGGCUCUAGGAGACGUCCCAGCAAACCAUCCGCUGGACAGAAACCCUCAGGCGAAGGUAGCAGCCGCAAGCAAGCACAAGACCAUCGCAGCGGAGGCCCCCCGUCUCCCUACCAUAUCCGCCAAAUUGAACCUAGACCCAAACCGUAUAUCGUGCAAAGCAGAACGCCCACCUACAACGUUAGGGAAGUACGCCCUUCCACCGCGCCCCAAAAACCCCACGUGACGGUCCAAACCAUCACCACCACAACCCCCUCCUCCCACCGCCACCGCCGCCGAAGCAGCGUCUCUAUCCGCUCACCCCCGCAUACCUCCUACAGCUACGUCGAACCCAACACCCGUAACUCACCCGUUCGUCACUGCCGCCGCUCUUCCCGACCCAAAACCCCGAACUCCCCUGUUAGUCCCCUCGAAACCUCCCGUUUCGAAUUUCCCUCCCCCUGGUCACAACCUCAACCAGUUAUCCAGCGCGACGAGUACGGGUUUAGCAUCCGGACGCCGUCGACGCCGGUGGGGCAGGGGAAUGCGUAUGGGAUGAGUGCUUUGGCGCCGGUGAACUCGGGUGAGUUUAGUUAUUUUGAGCCGUGGGCGGGGGGUCAGGGGAUGGAAGGAAGUGGGGAGGAGAAGGGGGGGAGUGGGUGGACGGAGGAGGAUUUGAUGGGGUAUUAUAGUUAUGGGGUGGGGAGUGUGGGGACGGCGGGGGGAGGGAUUGCGCAGAGUGGGAGGAGUAGACAGCACGGGAGGGGUGAGCAGUCUGGGAGGGAGACGAGGGGGGAGGGGAGUAGGGUUAGGUUUGCUUAG
Bipolaris oryzae ATCC 44560 is the source of this 825-nucleotide messenger RNA. RefSeq lists its product as uncharacterized. The transcript has a single exon. The record is from RefSeq and is a predicted model, not a curated record. The coding region runs from base 1 to 825 and encodes 274 amino acids. NCBI's taxonomy places the organism in Eukaryota, Fungi, Ascomycota, Dothideomycetes, Pleosporales, Pleosporaceae.